This is a messenger RNA of Leptosia nina, 5139 nucleotides long. NCBI's taxonomy places the organism in Eukaryota, Metazoa, Arthropoda, Insecta, Lepidoptera, Pieridae. The record is from the annotation of a GenBank genome assembly.
AUGUCUUUGAGGGAAUUGAGUAUUAAACACGAAAAGGUCGACAUAGAAAUCGGUACUUUAUUUAAAUUUAUAAAAUCAUUUGAUGGUACACGUGAAAAAUUAAACUCAUUUUUGUCAAAUUGCGAUAACGCAAUCAGUUUAGCAUCGGAAACACAAAAACCUAUUUUGUUUAAAUAUAUAUUGUCACAAUUGAAUGGUAAAGCUGAAACGGCCUGUUCAAUUAAAGAAUUCGAUUCGUGGGACCAAUUAAACCAUUUCCUUAAAACACAAUUCGGGGAAACCAAACAUUAUACUCACUUAUUAGCUGAUUUGCAAGAGUGUCGUCAACUUAAUAUAGAACCUGUAAACCAAUUCGCCCUACGAGUUGAGACUUGCCUGUCGAAACUAUUAACCGAAGUAACUUUGUCCAACAAGAAAAAAACUGAGCUUCUCGGUCGCACAGCGGCAAUGGAAGACUUAGCACUCCACACUUUCCUACUUGGUCUUAAACCUGACAUUUCAAAUUUAGUCCGUGGCAAAAACCCAUCUACUCUUAAUGAAGCUAUUAAUUUAGCUACAUCCGAAGAAAAAAUUCUCAAUCUUUUCGCCAAACGCAAUUCUCACACAUCGGUUCCUCAGCGCCAAGGUUCAAAACCUAACUACUCUUUCAAGCCUUUUCCUAACACAAAUGCCAGGCCCCAUAUGCCAAAACAACCUGAUCGACAUGACCCAAUUCCAUUUUGUCGGUAUUGCAAAAAUCAAGGUCAUACAAUCGAAGUUUGCAGGAAAAGAGAGUAUAAUAACAAUAAAUUCAAAGUUUCCCAAAUCCCUCAAUUCCAACAGCGCCAUAAUCAAGAUUAUAAACCUGCUCGUGUCAACUGUGUCGUUGACGAGAACGAAUAUUGUGACUCCAAACCACAACCAUCUACCACUAUAACCUUAAACCAUAACGACACCGUUUCUAUAUCCAAGGACCACACGGGUAACCAGCCCCAAGCAAGUGUCCACAUUUCCAAAAUCAGGGACCACACGGGUAACCAGCCCCAAACAAGUGCCCAGACUUCUAUAUCCAAGGACCACACGGGUAACCAGCCCCAAGCAAGUGUCCACAUUUCCAAAAUCAGGGACCACACGGGUAACCAGCCCCAAACAAGUGCCCAGACUUCUAUAUCCAAGGACCACACGGGUAACCAGCCCCAAGCAAGUGUCCACACUUCCAAAAUCAGGGACCACACGGGUAACCAGCCCCAAACAAGUGCCCAGACUUCCAAAACCAGGGACCACACGGGUAAACAGCCCCAAGCAAGAGUCCAAUAUCAUUCAAAACCCACUAAACCUGUUCAUAAAAUUCUUGAAAAUGAGGAAAUAUAUGAAAUUUCAUCCAUUCCUAAUAAAAUGUAUUUGCCAUAUGUUGUUGUGCAAACAUCAGUAGCCAAUAAACCCCUUCGGUUUCUUGUCGAUACUGGAUCUUCUAUAUGCCUCAUCCAGAAUUCCUCCAUCGAAUCCUUUUCUCACCUGCUACUUAAAGGUAACAUAAUUAAAAUUAAAGGUAUAAACAGUCGUGACGAUACCAUGGCCACUCUCGGUGAUUUUGAUAUGAAUCUCAUAUUUGGUAAAGAAUCUAUUCCCUUUACUUUCCAUAUAAUAGAACAAGUACACUUACCUUAUGAUGGUAUUAUAGGAAAUGACCUACUUACCCGUUUCCAAUGUUCCGUAGAUUACAACCGUCAAAUCCUCAACUUAGAAAAAAAUAAAAUCAAACUUAAUUUUACUGAUCCAACUUACCAAAUACCUCCUCGUUCUGAAAUCACCGUCGAGUGCUCUGUCGUUAACCCUGAAUUAAAAGAAGGUCUAAUUUUAGAUCAGCAUAUUAGUGAAACCCUUUUUAUUGCUAACUGUUUAGUUAGAGUAAAAAGUAAUAACCGAAUUAACUUAACCGUCCUUAAUACCUCUGAAACUCCUGUUAAAUUAAAUUCUAAUCUCCUACUUACCUUACAUCCAGUAGAUUUUGAACCUUGUCUAUCGAAUUAUAUUUCCAAUAAGUCUUGUUUAGAUAGGACCAAUGAGGUCCUUAAUCUCCUUCGGGUAUCACACUUAAAUACCGAAGAACGCGAAGCCCUUUACGAUCUUUGCUCUAAUUAUUCUGAUAUUUUCCACUUACCCAACGAUAUACUUACCUCAACGGAUGCCAUUCAACAUGAAAUAAGAACAUCCUCAGACCAACCCAUUAACGUCAAGUCGUAUAGAUUUCCCGAAGUACACAAAGAAGAAGAAUUCGAAUAUGAAAUAGUAUACCGCAAGGGUAGAUUAAAUUCAGCAGCCGAUGCCCUUUCUCGCUACCCUGUUAACCCUAUAUAUCCUGAAAAUUCUCCAAAUUCCCCUAAUAAUGACUUAAUUGAUCCUAGGCUCUUAGACAUUAGCCCUUUUAACGCUGAACCUUACGAUUUUAGUCCUUUAAAUAUCCCAAGUCCAGAAUACUUACCCGAACCUCUUCCCGCAAUACUUCCGUCAUCCGAAAAUGCGACGUUAGACAUUGUUCCAAACUCUAUUCCUGAAAAUAUUGAAAUCGAAAAUCAACCUCAACCUUCUACUAGUACCGAAAUACCAAAUAUAUUAUACCCGCAUCCUAUAAUAAGAGAACCUACAAUUGAACCUGCCGAUACUUACACAAGAUUUUUGAAAUUACCAUUAUCUGUAAAUCACGAUACAAUAAUUACUGAACAUAAUGACAGCAUACUAAAAACCCAAAAUAAAAUUCUAAUAAUACCUACAUCCCUUGACCUCGAUGAGUCUAUUCCAUAUGUUCAAGAAAUUCUUUCAAACUCAUCAGAUUCCGAAUCAUUUAUUGCUUCAGAAAAAACUUUACAUUCUUAUAAACUAUUUUCAUACAACAAUAAAGCCUACUAUUUUUUAUUCACCAAGGUGCAUCACUUUGAUACCUGCUCGUAUAGUGAUAUCUUUGAGUCUAUUAAAAACCUUCGGAAUUACUUAAUUUCUAAUAAAGAACCUAUCAAUAAAGUGAGCAUUACUGAUUUCAAGAACCCGUUUGACAAACAUGUUUAUAUUAAAAUCUACAAUAUAUUAUCUUACCUGUUUCACAAUACCAAUAUUCAAAUUGACAUGUACCAUAAUAAGACAUACUAUCCCAGCCCGUCUGAAGUACCAAAAAUCCUACGAGAAAAUCAUGACAUUCCUAUCGCUGGACACUUAGGGUCCAAUAGAAUGUUUAACAGAAUCCGUGAACAGUAUUAUUGGAAAAAUAUGCGGAGUGAAAUAGAAACCUAUGUAAAAAAUUGUAUUCCAUGUCAAACAAACAAAGCUCUCAGAAAAAUCAAUCGUGCACCAAUGCAAAUCACAACCACUUCCACAACUGCCUUUGAAAGAUUAUCCCUUGACAUAGUUGGUCCUCUGCCCGAAUCCGGUACAGCCAAAAUAAAAUAUAUCCUAACUCUUCAAGACGAUCUGACAAAAUACUCUGUAGCAUAUCCGAUCCGCAGCACUACCGCUGAAGAAACCAGCGAAUGUUUAAUUCAUUUCAUUUCCUUAUUUGGCAUACCAAAAACUAUCCUUACCGAUCAAGGCACGAACUUCACUGCAGAAAUGUUUAAAGAAACCUGUAAAUUUCUGAAAAUUAAACAACUUUGGUCCUCGCCUUAUCAUCCACAAACACAGGGAGCAUUAGAAAGAAGCCACUCCACCUUAAAAGAAUAUCUAAAAUCAUACAUAUGCGAAAACCAAAACAAUUGGCCGCAAUAUGUAUACACGGCCAUGUUAGCCUAUAAUACUGCAGUGCACUCGACGACCAACUACACUCCUUACGAUUCCAUGUCCUCCGCACAGGAAAUCUUCAUCGAAACAUCAAAAAAUACAUCCGGCAUUUACUUCGAUCCUAUCGGGUUACUUAAAAUAGUAGACGGUCACCUUAGUGUUGUAAUUCCCAUAGACAUUUCUUACAUAGAAUCACACAUUAAAAAUCUGAACGGUGUGAUAGGCAGCUCUAAGUUCCUGUGUAAGCAAAAUGAAUUGUACACCGAUAUCGAAUGUCUCAACCUACUACAGCCUUUAUCUAUUAGGUACCAUGAUAUUAUUCAGGACUUUGAAUCCAUAUCACAUUUAAUCGAGUCCAGACCCAAAAGGUCGGCUUGGAUCAGCGGAGUUGGUACCGUUUUCAAACAUGUAUUUGGAACUAUGGAUGAGAAUGAUGCCAUACAGUACAGUAACGCUAUUCAACUCAUUGAGAAAGAUCAAACCGAAAUAUCUAAAUUAGUUAAACAAAAUAUACUCGUUACAACUACCACACUUUCAAGCUUUAAAGACGCUCUAAACAAAAUCAAUAUCAACGAACAACAAUUAAAUAGCGCCAUUGAUACCCUAGCUAAUUCUCAACAAAAUCUCACAAUACUUUCCAAUAGUUUACUAUUAAAAUCAAAGUUUAACGAAAUUAUCACUAUACUAGAAAGCAGUUUAUUGACACUGUCAUUUAAAUUAGAAGACAUAAUUAAUGCACCAACCUAUACCGACAAUAUAGCUAUAGCUAUUUACGAUGGGAUUGAAGACAACGAGAGCCUGAGUUCAGCAUCUCGUGGGGUUUUACUGGCUGAUGAUUUGGGAGGAGUUUGGGUAGGACACACUGUGCCGAACCUUAUUAACUUGAAACGUGGUCAACCGAUAGUUCCCGAGGCAGAAAUACCAAACGGUCACUCGUUUGUAUGUCUCUCAGUAGAUCUGUCGACGGUUAAUCAAAUCGUUAAAUACUUAAGAUCUACGUCCGCUCAAUUUACCCACGUCCAUAUACCUAGGAGUUUGCAUCACCGUUUGCCUGAGUGGGACUUCUCUGUGGUGCCAAUGACAACAUUACGACCCUUGGCAUUCAACACUGCAGCUAAAACCCUAUCUGCCGAGCUUCACGUUAAACCGCCAGGCGAUAAACAGUGCUUAUACAAAUCAUUUGCAAGGGCGAAACGUAUAGUUCUGGAUGUUUAUGGUCAAUCUGACCAUGAAUACUUAAGUACUGUUUGUGGGAAUCAUUACGGCAUUCGGAACAUAGAGAAUAUUUCACUGAAAAUACCAGACCGCGUAUUUUACUUCAACAAUAUGACGGAUAAAAUGCGAUUCGCUGUCAGCACAGCGGCUCAUUGGCAGAGACGUGGUUCUGGGUAA